This is a messenger RNA of Aspergillus ibericus CBS 121593, 1810 nucleotides long. Its product is annotated as NAD(P)-dependent oxidoreductase. NCBI's taxonomy places the organism in Eukaryota, Fungi, Ascomycota, Eurotiomycetes, Eurotiales, Aspergillaceae. Bases 440 to 1750 code for a protein of 436 amino acids. Gene Ontology annotation, molecular function: NADP binding; NAD binding; oxidoreductase activity. The transcript is spliced from 3 exons. The record is from RefSeq and is a predicted model, not a curated record.
GGGCUUCCCGUCCGCUCAGCCGUACUUAAGCCACACGCCGGGAGGUUAGUAGUUGGGUGGGUGACCACCAGCGAAUCCCUUCUGUUGUAUGUUUUUGGCUUUUUUCCCUUCCUAUUUACCGUCCAUGUUCUCCUUUCUUGCCUGGAUAUCUUAUUUCCAGGCUCUGUUUUCCCCCUUCAAUUGUCGCCUUACUAAACAUAAUCCCCGGGGUAACUAUAUACUAACACCCAAACAGCGUCUCCGGGAAAUCACAGACCUGACUUUAUCUCCCUCAAUCACCAAGGAAGAGAACCCCUACCACUGCAUCGGACCACCUCCGACCCCCACGGCAUCCCACUCCACCUCGGACUUCGCAGCGAUCCACUCCCUCCAUAAAUGGCGUCACUUCACUCGUCGGAAUCACGACACCACUCAAUUCGUAUCGUGCAUUCAAUCAAACAUGUCUAAACCAGCCAUUGGUUUUGUUGGCCUCGGAGCCAUGGGCUUCGGCAUGGCCACCAACCUCGUUCACGAGGGAUACCCCGUCUACGGCUACGAUGUCUUUCCGGCCUCGGUGCAGCGGUUCCAGGCAGCGGGGGGCACCCCAGCCUCGUCAUUGCGUGAAUCUGCGGAGGGAAAGCCUUUCUAUGUGUGCAUGGUAGCUUCGGCACCACAGGUGCAGACCGUGCUCUUCGGGAAUGAGGGCAUCGUACAAUACCUCCCGCAGAACGCAACCCUCCUUCUUUGUUCCACCGUCGCCGCCUCUUAUGCCCAAUCUGUCGCAGCGGAACUCGUCUCAAUUGGCCGAUCAGAUAUCCACUUCGUCGAUGCGCCGGUCUCCGGAGGUGCGAUACGCGCCGCAAAUGGGACUCUCUCCAUCAUGGCGGGCGGUUCCGAUUCUUCCCUAGAGAUAGCCCGAGAGCUGCUGCAAACUAUGUCUGCCGCGAGCAAGCUUUACCUUGUUCCUGGUGGGGUCGGAGCGGGCAGUAACAUGAAGAUGGUGCACCAGGUACUGGCUGCUAUUCACAUCUUGGGUGCCAGUGAAGCCAUGGGAUUCGCAGCGCAGCUAGGACUAGACGCACAUAGUACCGCAGAGCGGAUCAAGAGCUCGGAUGCGUGGACAUGGAUGCAUGAGAACCGUUUUCCGCGGAUGGUGGAAGAAGACUGGAAUCCUGGGGCGAGCGCGCUGACAAUUAUCCUGAAGGAUGCCGGAAUUAUCACCACAUCGGCUCGUCAGAGCCAUUUUCCGGUUCCGCUCUGUGCCACGGCAGAGCAGAUCUACCUUUCCGCUCUUCUGCAAGGCUACGGCCCCAAGGAUGACUCCGCAAUGGUCCGCCAGUACUACCCGCAUCCGAUCAAAGACGUCGAUACCACUUCGGCAAAGGAAGACCCGGAAUCCGCCAUUAACCUCGUACUUGACCUCAUACGGAGUGUCAAUCUCGUGGCAGCUGCCGAGGCCAUCGCCUUUGCGCGGUCAUUGGGUGUUGAUAUGGCACAGUUCUUCGAAUUGGUCAGUGACGCUGCCGGCGGAAGCAAGGUGUUUGUCACGCGAGGACUGGAGAUGAUUGAGGGUAAAAUUGGGGCGCAGGCACCAGCCGGGACAGAAACUGUGGACGAGGUGGUGAGUCGAUUGGAGACAGUGGUGCAGAAGGCACGGGAUAUGCACUGUCCGGUUCACCUGGGCAAUGCAGCGCUGAGCGUGUUAUUGUUGGCGAAGGGAAAGGGGUAUGGAGGGGAGGGAAGUACCAGCGUAAUCCGUGUAUACCCGUAAGAUAGCCACGGAAUCCUGUCUAGUGCGAAAUGAAUAAUGGCCGAUGAUCUCAUAUGUAUC